Molecule: messenger RNA, 2888 nt
Organism: Choloepus didactylus (southern two-toed sloth)
Lineage: Eukaryota; Metazoa; Chordata; Mammalia; Pilosa; Megalonychidae
Gene: NDUFV3
Product: NADH:ubiquinone oxidoreductase subunit V3
Exons: 4
Coding region: 102-1499 (465 amino acids)
Biological process (GO): mitochondrial ATP synthesis coupled electron transport
Cellular component (GO): mitochondrion
Source: RefSeq, a predicted model, not a curated record
GGGGCGGGCUCUCCGGGCUGUGGUGCGCGCGCAGACGCCCGCCUCCUUGCGGGCUGCGACCUCGGUUCCAGCCCAGGUGCGGGCCUGCAGGUGUCACCGCCAUGGCCGCCUCGCUUCUGCUGCGGCAGGGACGAGCUGGGGUGCUGAAGAUUUUGCUUCCAGAAGCACCAGCCCUUCGAGGACUUUCCUCUACCUGUUUUCUCUCUACAGAAUCAGGAAAGAGUGAAAAGGGAGUUGCAUCAAAUCCCAAGAAGCAAAGUUCACCAAAAAAUGUAGUGGAAGCAAAGGAGAGGGGCAAGCUACUACCCACCCAAACAGCAGCUGAAUUGUCUAAAAAAUUACCUUGGCGCAGUUCUGACCCCCCAGUUGUGAAUAAAGCUGGGACGGCAGCUAGCCCCAGCCCCAACGACGACAUGCUGUCCACAGAUAAAGGGGUCCUGAAAUUUGUGUCAAGGAAGACUUUGGUAGAGUUUCCUCAAAAAGCAUCAUCUCCAUUCAGAAAACAGGAUUCAGAAACUCUCCAGAAGAACAGGAAAAUGACGGACGGUUCAUCUUCAUCAUCGUCUUUGUCCAGCUCCUCUGACGAGGAGUCUGACGAGGAGGAUGGCACCUCAGAAGUGGGUCCCCGAGUGGCGAGCAAAGCCAAAGGAGGACUUCCCAAAUCAGAGGCCUCCCCUUCCUUUGAAAUCAGAACCCCCAAAGCUGUGGCAUCAGAAAAAGAGAAGAGCUGGUCCCCGAAGCCACAUAUGAGCUGCACGUAUCCGGAGAAGCCCCAUCAGCCAUCGAAGAGAGGUAGAAAAGGUGCUCAGCUGGAAACUGCAGUGCCCAGAUCAGAAAUAGGUAAAGAUUUUUUGAAGCAAAAUGUAGAAGAAAAGCAGUUGCCAAAAGUAGUUAGAUUGAAUAAAAGAGAUAAAGAAAGCCACAAGCCAGUUGAGGUUAAAAACUUAUCUGACCACGCAGAAUCAGGAUUAUCUACGCAGCGGAGCGGGCACCCAGCGCCAACUGUAUUGACAGAAAAAACCAGGGCUGGAAAACAGCGGCAGGCAGCUCCUGAGACCAGAGAAUAUUUGGAAAAACAAGUUCCAGAACCUAAGCGGCAGGUGGCUUCUCCCCUGUUGAGAAAAGAAAAUUUGGGGACGCAGGUAGAAGUUGGGAAAUCAAAGGGAGCUUCUCAGACUAAAGAAGAAAUUUUGGGAGAUCAGCUACCAGCAGGAAAUUUGGAGAUGGUUCCUGUUAAGGACAAAGACCUUUUGGAUGAAAAGAUUCCAGUACCAAGCCUGGAGGAAAAGAGCGAAGUCACUCAGGACUCGGCAGCCGAAGUGGGAGACCAAGUCGGCAUACAGGAAGCUGCCGCGCCUGCCGAGCCUUUUGACAACUCCACCUACAAGAACCUGCAGCACCACGAGUACUCCACAUACACCUUCCUAGAUUUAAACCUGAAUCUCUCAAAAUUCAGAAUGCCGCAGCCGUCCUCGGGACGAGAGUCGCCUCAGCACUGAGAAGAUUAACCUCGGUCGCCUUUGCUGUGUUCUUGCCUGCAAAAUAAAGUUCGCUAAUAGCGGCAAGGCCUGGUGUGUACAGUUAGCUUCCCUUCGCGCCUUCGCUGUGAAUGGCUAAUUACAAGACUAUUACUGAUUAUUUAUUCAACAUGUAUUUAGGUAUGUCUGCUAUGUGUGAGGGAUUUUUCCUUAAUUAUGAAGUUAUAGCUAACUGGGCAAAUCCAUAAAAUAGAGAAUUGUAAGUGCUUUGUUGCAAUGUCACUCUACCCUGUUUCACCCGUCAAUUUCAUAUUAAUCUGAUUUACUCACUAGGUGUCAAUAAUGUAAUGGUGGCCUCUAAUUUUAUAGACCUAGUCCUUGAAAGAUUAGAAAUAGGAGUUGGCAGUUUUAACUGACUGCUGCAUUGCAAAGAGCCUAUCCUAUUACAACAGUCUGUUGUCUUGGGGGAGCAGAGUUGCUGGGUACCUGAUCACAACCCAGGGAGUCGUCGGGGCUGUGAUGGGGCAGAGGUGAAGCUUGUAGCCAUGGAGGUUUGUGGGCUGCCUGACUGUCUCCCCUCACUUACGCUGGCUUCCCCCACGCCUUUGCAGCCGGGCGUGGGAUUGGUUUGGUCUUGGGAUUUGAGUAGAGGAAGUUGUCUGUGUGCCUCCCACAUGCCCAGGCACCCAUGGGGCCGAAAUGCUCGGACUUCGAGAAACUAAGCAACAGUAAGGGCUCCAUUUGCUGGCACCAUGGCUGAGCGUGUGGCUGAUGGGCAGGGUGGGAGGGAGGCUGGCAGCCGCGCCUUCAGCAUGAUUGCAUUUCAUCUUGGGCUUUAUCUGCUGGUUCUCACCUUCCUCUCGCUGACUCGUUGAUGUGCCACAAUGUGUGGGUUUCAUUUAUUUCCUUGGAAUUCCAGUCUUUGGCCUCCAGUCAAUUCACUUACAGCAAACUCAUCACAUUUUCUAAUCCUACAUUUCUUAAAAUUAGUCCAAGUAAGGAUACCAAAAUUGGAAACAUUCAUAGUAGCGUAAUCAUUGCUCAGAUGCUUUUACCACCCAAGAGGCUUAGCCACUCAGCAAGAUUUUCCUAAUCACACUUAUAAAAGUGAAAGUCACAUUACCAAGAAGCGAGACAACAGAAAAGGAUCCACCACCCUAACCCAGCCACUGUUGACAUUUUAAAGGUUUCCCCACCUUGCUGCUGCAGCUGCCAUGUUAGAUGUUGCUACAUAACAUUCAGCGGUUUUCUCCCCAGCUUUUGUUCCCUUUAAUAGCCUGCUUCUCCAGCUGGGGUCCUGGGAGCCUCCAGGUGUGCAGUGGGGUGGGGGGAUGGAGCCACAUUGCACGUGUUCCUGGACUGUUAUGCCACAGAGUGCAAAAUGCUGAAUAUUAAAACGAGCUUGAAUAC